Messenger RNA from Emys orbicularis (European pond turtle), 5275 nucleotides. RefSeq names its product arginine-glutamic acid dipeptide repeats (gene RERE). Gene Ontology annotation, molecular function: transcription corepressor activity; chromatin binding; sequence-specific DNA binding. The record is from RefSeq and is a predicted model, not a curated record. Gene Ontology annotation, biological process: regulation of DNA-templated transcription. Bases 294 to 4871 code for a protein of 1525 amino acids. The transcript has 22 exons. Lineage: Eukaryota; Metazoa; Chordata; Testudines; Emydidae. Gene Ontology annotation, cellular component: nucleus.
CACCGCAGCAGCCCCCUUCCUGCAGGCUCCGGAGAAGAAACACAAAGUCCGCAGGGGUCAGUCUGUAGCCGCUGCUAGGAUUGCAGACAAGUUGUGUUUGUCCGGCUCCUCCAGGAACUGCAAAGCUUAAAGCCCAAGGCUGGCUGGAGCUUCUUUAAAACGCUGGGGUUGUUGGAGUGGUCGAAUUUUUCCUGGAAUUGAGUAAGAAAUUCAGAAGACUGAAGCCCAGGCUUACUGUCUACCUUUCACGGAGGCCCAGCCGUGAGAGGACAGAAGAAGGCACGUGGCGAAUCAUGACAGCUGACAAAGAGAAGGACAAAGACAAAGAGAAGGAUAGAGAUAGGGACCGGGACAGGGAGCGAGACAAGAGAGAGAAAGUGAGAGAGAGCGAAAACUCCCGUCCUCGUCGGAGCUGCACUUUGGAAGGAGGUGCCAAGAAUUACGCAGAAAGUGACCACAGUGAAGAUGAGGACAAUGACAACAACAGUGCCACCACAGAGGAGUCCACCAAGAAAAAUAAAAAGAAGCCGCCGAAGAAGAAAUCUCGCUAUGAGAGAACCGACAGUGGUGAAAUAACGUCCUUCAUCACGGAGGAUGAUGUUGUCUACAGGCCUGGAGAUUGCGUAUAUAUUGAAAGUCGCCGGCCGAACACCCCAUACUUCAUCUGCAGCAUUCAAGACUUCAAACUGAGCAAACGGGACCAUCUCCUUAUGAAUGUCAAAUGGUACUAUCGCCAGUCGGAAGUCCCAGAUUCAGUCUAUCAACAUUUGGUUCAGGACCGACACAACGAGAACGACUCUGGACGAGAGCUUGUUAUUACAGAUCCAGUGAUCAAGAAUCGAGAGCUCUUCAUUUCAGAUUAUGUUGACACUUAUCAUGCUGCUGCCCUUAGAGGGAAGUGUAAUAUCUCCCAUUUCUCUGACAUAUUUGCUGCUAGAGAGUUUAAAGCCCGAGUGGAUUCAUUUUUCUACAUAUUGGGCUACAAUCCAGAGACAAGGAGGCUGAACAGCACCCAGGGCGAGAUCAGAGUUGGACCCAGCCAUCAGGCCAAGCUUCCAGAUUUGCAGCCGUUUCCUUCUCUGGAUGGCGACACUGUGACACAACAUGAAGAACUUGUGUGGAUGCCAGGGGUCAAUGACUGUGACCUGCUCAUGUACCUCAGGGCAGCAAGGAGCAUGGCAGCUUUUGCAGGGAUGUGUGAUGGAGGAUCCACAGAAGAUGGCUGCGUUGCAGCCUCUCGCGAUGACACUACGCUCAAUGCACUCAACACACUACAUGAAAGUAACUACGAUGCUGGAAAAGCCCUGCAGCGCUUGGUGAAGAAGCCUGUGCCCAAACUGAUUGAGAAGUGUUGGACUGAAGAUGAAGUGAAACGCUUCAUUAAAGGGCUGAGACAGUACGGCAAGAACUUCUUCAGGAUCCGAAAGGAGUUACUUCCCAAUAAGGAGACUGGAGAACUAAUCACUUUCUAUUACUAUUGGAAGAAAACCCCUGAAGCAGCAAGUUCCCGAGCCCACCGUAGGCAUCGAAGGCAGGCUGUGUUUCGGAGAAUUAAGACUCGAACUGCUUCCACUCCAGUCAACACUCCCUCCAGGCCCCCCUCUAGCGAAUUUUUGGACUUGAGCUCAGCCAGCGAAGAUGAUUUUGACAGCGAGGACAGUGAACAGGAACUGAAGGGUUACGCCUGUCGUCACUGCUUCACAACCACCUCCAAGGACUGGCACCACGGCGGUCGCGAAAACAUCUUGCUGUGCACUGACUGCCGCAUCCACUUCAAGAAGUACGGAGAGCUCCCGCCCAUCGAGAAACCAGUGGACCCUCCGCCCUUUAUGUUUAAGCCCGUCAAAGAGGAAGAGGAUGGACUCAGCGGAAAGCAUAGCAUGAGGACGAGGCGGAGUCGAGGCUCGAUGUCUACACUACGUAGUGGUCGUAAAAAGCAGCCAGCCAGCCCCGAUGGUAGAGCCUCGCCCACUAACGAAGACAUCAGAUCCAGUGGCCGCAACUCUCCCAGUGCUGCUAGCACCUCCAGUAAUGACAGCAAAGCAGAUUCUGUGAAGAAGUCCACCAAGAAGAUAAAAGAAGAGGCAUCUUCUCCUCUCAAGAGUUCCAAGCGCCAGCGGGAAAAGACAGCAUCUGACACAGAGGAACCGGAGAGAACCACUGCCAAAAAAUCCAAAACUCAAGAGAUCAGCAGGCCAAACUCUCCCUCGGAGGGCGAGGGCGAAGGCGAAAGCUCGGAUAGUCGCAGCGUCAAUGACGACGGAAGCAGUGAUCCAAAGGACAUUGACCAGGACAACCGAAGCACGUCACCCAGUAUCCCCAGCCCCCAGGACAAUGAGAGUGACUCAGAUUCAUCUGCUCAGCAGCAGAUGCUACAGGCGCAACCUCAAGUGCUCCAGGCACAGAAUGUCCCUGCCCAGGCUCCACCUUCUACCCCGCCCGUAUCAACACAGUUACCAACACCCAUACCAGCAGCAUCAAGCACCCCUUCAGCUCCACUGCAGGUUUCACCAUCAGUGUCUCAGCCUCCCAGCCAGCCCCCAGCGCCGCCGCCACCUCACUCUCACAUACAGCAGGCCCCUGCUUUGCACCCUCAGAGACUCCCUUCACCACACCCGCCGCUACAGCCUUUGACUGUGUCUCAGAGUCAACCCCAGGGUCCUUCCUCGUCGCAGCCACAUUCACAGCCUCCGCUUCAUGGCCAGGUCCAGCCUGUCCCUCAUAACCUGCAGGCCCAGCCGCUCCUGCCUCAUCCAGUACCUCCUCAGCCUUUCCCUCUCCCCUCACAGCCUUCUCAGUCUCAGGUUCCCCUUCAGACACAGGCUGCUUCUCACCCUCACGCUGCUCUGCAGGUUCAAGCAGUGCAGCCUGCCCUGCAAGCACAGGCUCCACUGCAGCAACCUCAACCCCCUCGGGAGCAGCCCCUGCCUCCAGCACCCAUGGCCAUGCCUCACAUCAAACCCCCUCCUACUACCCCGAUCCCUCAGCUUCCCACUCCCCAGUCCCACAAGCACCCUCCCCACCUCUCCGGGCCGUCUCCAUUCUCCAUGAAUUCCAACCUGCCGCCACCACCUGCUCUGAAGCCUCUGAGCUCCCUUUCCACCCAUCACCCUCCUUCUGCGCACCCUCCGCCCUUGCAGCUGAUGCCUCAGAGUCAGCCACUGCAGUCUUCUCCAGCCCAGCCUCCAGUCCUGACUCAGAAUCAGAGUCUUCCACCAGCAGCGAGCCACCCCCCAUCCAGCCUCCAUCCGGUAUCCUCCCAGGCACCCUUUUCUCAGCAUCCAUUUGUCCCUGGGGGCCCACCUUCCAUCACUCCUCCAUCCUGCCCCUCCACUUCCACACCACCUUCCGUGCCUGGCGUUCCAUCUCAGACAUCUGUCCCCACCUCUGCGGCUUCCAGUGGAAACGUUCCAGUGGUGACGUCCUGCGCAAUACCGCCUAUUCAGAUCAAAGAGGAGGCUCCCGAUGAGGCAGAGGAACCAGAAAGCCCACCUCCCCCACCCAGAAGCCCAUCGCCUGAACCUACUGUGGUGGACACACCGAGUCAUGCCAGUCAAUCAGCCAGGUUCUAUAAGCACCUGGAUCGUGGCUACAACUCAUGCGCAAGGACAGACCUGUACUUCAUGCCUCUGGCAGGAUCCAAACUGGCCAAGAAGAGAGAGGAGGCAAUCGAGAAGGCCAAGCGGGAGGCAGAGCAGAAAGCAAGAGAAGAGAGGGAGAGGGAGAAAGAGAAGGAGAAAGAGAGGGAGCGAGAGCGGGAGCGCGAAAGAGAAGCAGAGAGAGCGGCGAAAGUGUCCAGCUCCUCCCAUGAAGGUCGCCUUGGGGAGCCCCAGCUCACUGGACCAACUCACAUGAGACCUUCAUUUGAACCUCCACCCACAACCAUCGCCGCCGUUCCACCUUACAUAGGUCCAGACACGCCUGCGUUACGGACUCUCAGCGAGUACGCCCGUCCUCACGUGAUGUCACCAACAAACCGCAACCACCCAUUCUUUGUUCCCCUGAACCCCACCGAUCCUCUCCUGGCCUACCACAUGCCCGGCCUCUAUAAUGUGGACCCCACCAUCCGGGAACGGGAGCUCCGGGAGCGCGAGAUCCGGGAGCGCGAGAUCAGGGAAAGGGAGUUGCGAGAGAGGAUGAAACCAGGCUUUGAGGUGAAACCACCCGAACUCGAUGCACUGCACCCGGCUACCAAUCCCAUGGAGCAUUUUGCCAGGCACGGCGCACUGACUAUACCCCCAACAGCUGGACCCCAUCCGUUUGCUUCCUUCCACCCGGGUUUGAACCCCCUUGAAAGGGAGAGGCUUGCGCUGGCAGGCCCCCAGUUACGGCCUGAAAUGAGCUACCCCGACAGACUGGCCGCAGAAAGAAUACAUGCCGAGCGGAUGGCGUCGCUCACCAAUGACCCGCUGGCACGGCUCCAGAUGUUCAACGUGACGCCUCACCAUCACCAACAUUCGCAUAUACAUUCGCAUCUACACCUCCAUCAGCAGGACCCGCUACAUCAAGGUUCAGCAGGACCUGUUCACCCGCUGGUGGAUCCCUUGGCAGCUGGACCCCACUUGGCACGUUUUCCCUACCCACCUGGUACCAUCCCCAACCCACUGCUAGGGCAGCCACCACACGAGCAUGAAAUGCUCCGACACCCGGUCUUCGGUACCCCCUACCCACGAGACCUGCCUGGUGCUAUCCCACCUCCAAUGUCAGCAGCCCAUCAACUGCAGGCCAUGCAUGCCCAGUCAGCAGAGCUGCAAAGACUGGCUAUGGAGCAGCAGUGGUUGCACGGGCAUCCCCACAUGCACGGUGGGCAUCUACCAAGUCAGGAAGAUUAUUACAGUCGACUGAAGAAAGAAGGUGACAAACAGUUGUAAUAAAUUAUUUAUUUGUAAUGCCGGCUAUGGAAACCCCAGUCCUUGGGAAGGAAUGGAACAUUUUUUACAUACAAUAAGAGCUGCAAAAGAAUAUCUUAUAAAGAUUUCUUUAUAUAUUUAAAUCUAAAGAAAACACCCACCUCCCCUACCAACAGCUAAAGACUUACUGGCAUAAAUAGUGUUCAUUUGUAGAGAAGAUUUCUCAAGACUGGUGUGGGCUUCCCUGCAUGACCAUCUAUUCAGAAGCCUAUUGAAAAUACAGGACUGUUUGGAAUUCUCAGAGAACUACCCUGCAAUCUUGGAGGGGUUGUUUUUGUUUGUUUGAUUUUCGGUAGGUGCUAGAAUCAGGUUCACAACACGACAGUCACUGUGCGUGAAGAGACACUCAAUGCAUCUAUAUAUAU